This is a messenger RNA of Toxotes jaculatrix (banded archerfish), 1682 nucleotides long. It is a transcript of the gene desma, whose product is annotated as desmin a. NCBI's taxonomy places the organism in Eukaryota, Metazoa, Chordata, Actinopteri, Toxotidae. Gene Ontology annotation, biological process: skeletal muscle organ development. Gene Ontology annotation, cellular component: sarcolemma; Z disc; intermediate filament. The record is from RefSeq and is a predicted model, not a curated record. The transcript is spliced from 10 exons. Bases 99 to 1532 code for a protein of 477 amino acids.
ACUUAGUAUCUCUCCCAGUUGCCCAGUGGGACAGUUGGGUCUCAGCACCUCAAGCGGCUCCAUCAAAACCACAAAGCCAAUCGAACAGUCAUCCAGCCAUGAGCAAGUCCUACUCCUCCUCAGCCCAGAGUGCCUCCUCGUACCGCCGCACCUUCGGCUCUGGUGUCGGUUCAUCCCCAAUGUCUUCCCUCUUCUCCUCUCUAGGAGGAGGCCGCAGCUCCUCUUCAAGCCACAUGUCUUCCAGAGUAUAUGAGGUCAAGAGCUCUGGCAUUCCCUCCUAUUCCAGCUUCAGGGUGUCCUCUGGUGCUGGAGGAGCUGGGUUCGGCUCCUCUACAGCCGUGCGCACCUAUGCCGGCGAGAAACUCGACUUCAACCUGGCUGAUGCCAUGAACCAGGACUUCCUCAACACAAGGACCAAUGAGAAGGCCGAGCUUCAGCACCUCAAUGACCGCUUUGCCAGCUACAUCGAGAAGGUGCGUUUCCUGGAGCAGCAGAAUGCAGCGCUGACGGUGGAGAUUGAGAAGCUGAGGGGUCGCGAGGGGCCCGGGCGCGUGGCUGAGAUGUAUGAGGAAGAAAUGAGGGAGCUGAGGAGGCAGAUAGAGGCCCUCUCCAACCAGCGUGCCCGAGUGGAGGUGGAGAGAGACAACCUGGCUGAUGACCUGCAGAAACUUAAGCUGAGACUGCAGGAGGAGAUUCACCAGAAGGAAGAGGCUGAGAACAACCUGUCUGCUUUCAGAGCCGAUGUUGACAAUGCCACGCUGGCCAGGCUGGACCUGGAGAGACGCAUUGAGAGCUUGCAAGAGGAGAUUGCCUUCCUCAAGAAGAUCCAUGAAGAGGAGAUCCGUGAGCUGCAGAGCCAGAUGCAGGACACUCAGGUCCAGAUCCAGAUGGACAUGUCCAAACCCGACCUGACUGCUGCUCUGAGGGACAUCCGCAUGCAGUACGAGGCCAUCGCCGCCAAGAACAUUGCAGAGGCUGAGGAAUGGUACAAGUCUAAGGUGUCUGAUCUGAACCAGGCUGUGAACAAGAACAAUGAUGCACUGCGUCAGGCCAAACAGGAGAGCAUGGAGUACAGACACCAGAUCCAGUCCUACACCUGCGAGAUCGACUCGCUCAAAGGCACCAACGAGUCUCUGCUGCGCCAGAUGAGAGAUAUGGAGGAUCGCAUGGGCCGCGAGGCUUCUGGUUACCAAGAUACCAUCGCACGGUUGGAGGAAGACAUUGCUAAGAUGAAGGAUGACAUGGCCCGCCACCUGAGAGAGUAUCAGGACCUCCUCAAUGUGAAGAUGGCCCUCGAUAUUGAAAUUGCCACCUACCGCAAGCUGCUGGAGGGAGAGGAGAGCAGGAUCACUACCACUGUGCCUGUCCAGUCUGCUUAUUCCUCCAUCGGAUUCAGAGAGACCAGUCCUGAGUCCCAGCAUCAACGUUCAUCAGAAGUUCACUCCAAGAAGACUGUUCUCAUCAAGACCAUCGAGACCCGAGAUGGGGAGGUGGUCAGCGAAUCCACACAGCACCAGCAAGACAUCAUGUAAACAAGAAGAGACAAAGUUAGAAACACUAUAAAUUAAUAAAAAUACAACAACAAAAAAAAAAAAUUAACAUUUUCCUACCACUACUAUGAUGAUUAAUAAGUUGAGCUCAUUUUUAGAUACAGAACGCUGAGCAUUUCAGCCAAAUUAAAU